AUAAACCGAAAUUAUUUCAAACAAAAGAGCACAGCUUUGUAAACAAUCACUUAACAAACAUGCAUUUUUCUCAAUUAUUUGUUAUGGCUGCUGGCCUUUCUUUAAUCUCCUGGACCUCGGGGGGUGGCAUUGUUACUCGUGAAUAUUUACCAGCUGUAGACACUCAAAGAUUUUUACACCACCACUAUCCAUCUUACUAUCAGCAACAACACCAACAGCAUCAACAAUAUUAUCCAUCAUAUGGUAUUAAUGGUGGUUAUUAUCCACAAUAUUCCAAUGGUUUAGUUGGAGGUUUAACCAGUUCUUUGGGCUUGGGACCAUCUUUGGGAAGUACUUUGGGUUUGGGCUCAUCUUUGGGUUUAGGAGGUGGCUAUUAUAAUAAUCAUUUAAAUUACGGCUUAGUUAAUCCAUAUAGACCCAAACCAAGAGUAGAUGUUAUUGAAACAGUCUAUGAUACAAAUGGUGGUUAUAUUUAUGGUAAGAAGAAAUGAAGUUAUUUAUUGAUGACAGAACAUGGGUUUUAAUGGAGGAGUUGAAAUGAAUUUGAAGAAUUAGUUUGUUUAGAUUUGAAAUAAAAAAUGUAAUAAUAUUGAAUAAAAAUAUAAUUAAUUUAAUGCUCU
This is a messenger RNA of Lucilia sericata (common green bottle fly), 620 nucleotides long. RefSeq lists its product as uncharacterized. The transcript has 2 exons. Lineage: Eukaryota; Metazoa; Arthropoda; Insecta; Diptera; Calliphoridae. The record is from RefSeq and is a predicted model, not a curated record. Bases 60 to 491 code for a protein of 143 amino acids.